Messenger RNA from Liolophura sinensis, 4273 nucleotides. RefSeq names its product DNA polymerase iota-like. Gene Ontology annotation, biological process: translesion synthesis. The transcript has 9 exons. NCBI's taxonomy places the organism in Eukaryota, Metazoa, Mollusca, Polyplacophora, Chitonida, Chitonidae. The coding region runs from base 583 to 3012 and encodes 809 amino acids. Gene Ontology annotation, molecular function: DNA-directed DNA polymerase activity; damaged DNA binding. The record is from RefSeq and is a predicted model, not a curated record.
GCCAGGGCCCGUUUGUACAAGCCUUAACGUUUCUUAACUUAACUACCAUGGCAACCAGCAAUGUAGGCAUUACAUUGCCAUGGCUGUUACGUGUACAUGUGAGCCCGGCUACAUUAACUUAAGUCGUAAAGCAUUGUCAGUUUUGUAAGUGACUGGCAUUAAGACUCCAACUUAAUUAUUAAUAAAUGCAUAAAAAUCUUCACAUGCUCACUAUAGCUGAGUCUGUCUAUAUACAGGUACUGGUUUGUAGAGGUAACUCUAUUUAAGCAGGCGGGAGCCUCUGUGGCUAAGGUGGUUGGCAUUCCAGCAUGGCGCAAUGACCCAGGAGCCUCCCACCAAUGCGGUCACUGUGAGUUCAAAUCCAGCUCAUGGUGGCUUACUCUCCGGUCUAUGUGGGAAGGUCUGGCAAUAACCAUGGGUUUCCACUGGGCCCUGUCGGGUUUCUUCCCAACAUGGUACAGGCCGCUGCCUUAUGAGUGAAAUAUUCUUGAGUAUGGUGUAAAACACAAAUCAAAUGAAUAAAUAAAUUAUUUAAGCAGGCUCAAAUCAUCAAACAGUGAAGAUCAUCUGAACACUGGAAGUAUGUGUGAUUCGGAGGAAGAAGAGGAAGAACAAUGGGCUGUUCCCCUGGAAACCAGUAUUUAUAGUAAACCACUGCCCCACCUUACACCUCAAAAAUCCACUGAAAGCUUGGAAGCCAUUGAGACAGUGGAUGAUAACGAUCAGGUGACUUCCUCUAUCGCAGAGCCUCUCUAUGGCCACAGACGAACGAUAGUCCAAAUCGACAUUGACUGUUUUUACGCCCAGGUGGAGAUGAUCAGAAACCCAAAGCUUAAAGACAAACCUCUGGGCAUACAGCAGAAGUACAUUGUCGUAACAUGUAACUACAAGGCUAGAGAGUAUGGAGUGACAAAACUGAUGACUAUCAAAGAUGCCAAAGAAAAAUGUCCACACCUUAUCCUUGUGAGUGGAGAAGACUUGUCGCACUACAGAGCCAUGUCCUACAGAAUUACAGAGCUGCUCCAGAGAUAUUCCACUGUGGUAGAACGGCUGGGAUUUGAUGAAAAUUUUCUGGAUAUUUCUGACCUUGUGAAAACGCGUCUUCGCAGUGGACAAACUUCUUCCACUGUUGAGGGAAAUGUUUACACACCGGAUGGGUCAGAAAAAUCAGGAAGCCAACCUAGGAAACAGAGUGCAUGUGGAUGUGGGUGUCACUUAAGACUUGCCAUUGGAUCUCAGCUGGCCGCAGAGAUCCGGAAAACCUUGUCUGAGGAAUUGUCUAUAACUUGCUGUGCAGGGAUCGCUCAUAACAAACUAAUGGCCAAGCUGGUGGGCUCCACACAUAAACCUAACAAGCAGACAACCCUGUUUCCUGAAGAUGUGCAGACUUUUAUGCUCAACCUGCAAAACAUCUGCAAGAUUCCAGGUAUAGGACACUCUGCAGUGAAGAAGCUGGCAGGAAUGGGUGUGGUCUCUGUCACUGAUCUACAGAACUGCUCCAUGGACAAUCUCCUGUCAGAAUUUGAUGAGACCCAGAGCUGGAAAAUGAAACAGUUGAGCUAUGGGAUUGAUGAGUCAGCAGUCAAGCUGACCGGUCAGCCUCAGUCGAUAAGUGAUGAAGAUUCCUUCAAGAAAUGCUCAACACUGCGAGAAGCCAAGGAGAAGAUAUUGGAACUACUAAACAGCUUACUCAUCAGGGUGCAUGAAGAUGGCCGCAUUCCCCAGACCAUUCGCCUGACCAUCCGUAAAUUUACCACAACCAACAAGUAUGGAAACAGAGAAAGUCGACAGUGUGCCAUUCCCAGCUAUGUCUUCUCCAACUUUUCUCCAGAUUCGUAUUCCAAGGUGAAAAGUAAGCUGUGUGACUUACUGAUUCCUCUGUUCCAUAAGAUGGUAGAUGUCCGAAAUCCAUUUCAUCUGACAUUGAUUAAUGUGUGUUUUGCAAAACUUAGUGAGAAUGCUAAAAACAAAAUUAGCUCAUUCUUUGGACAAACCAGCUGUAACAGUAGCACAACACCCAGGUCUUCAGUGAAAUCAGAGACAGACUACAGUCGACAAGGAAGUGCGAACUUAAAACAAGAAACAAAAUAUUUGGAGAACGAAGAUGUGGUUCAUGGUCAGGUAACAGCAGCACAACCUGGAAAGGUUGAUAAAUGUGCAGAAAGCAGGGAAAAUAAUACACCAGUCUUGAAAAAUCGCAAAAGACUUUUCAGUCUGGACUCAAACGCUCCAGAAAAGAAGAUAAAGUUGAAUGACCAGGGAACAAACUCAGUUGUUGCCAGCAGAUUUGAUCCAGAGUUAGAUCAACCAGACUGUGUUCCCAAAGCUGAUAACCAACAUGUUGAGGGCAAAAUCCCAGCAGGAAUGGAUGAGGAAUUUUUCAGAGCACUGCCAGCUGAUAUACAGACAGAGUUUUUGAGGGACAAUUUAGGACGUUCUGACACAAAGUCAACCCCGAGAAGCCAGAAGACAGCAAAUUCUGAUGUCAAAUCCUCAAAUUCUUUCAAAGGCCAACAGAAAUUGGAAAGCUUUUGCCAUAGAAAGAACUCGACCUAUGCAUCUGGGUCAGUGACAGACCCACCUGAUUUAAGGCUGCCCCUGUUAGGCUCACUGGAUUGUGACUCUAAAGGAUCAGUGCCCAUUUUACCACAUUCAGGUCCUACUGGACGUAAUGCACCAAGUUGUAUCUCAGAAAUAACAGUGUUGGACUCCGAACAAGACAGUGCCACCAAUGUUGAAAGAGACUCCAGUGUUGACAGAGACUCCAGUGUUGACAGAGACUCCAGUGAAUUGUGUGUUAUUCCUCAAAAUGUUGACAAAGAAAUGUUUAUGGCAUUACCAAGUGACAUGCGAGAAGAGCUGAUCGCAGACUGGAGGCGAACUACUGUCAGUCAGCACCAAGAUAGGACCAUUCUAACUUCACCAGUGAACAGUUCACAAAAGGGGAUGAAACAUUCUCAGAAAAAGAAAUCCAGCCCUGGUAUUUUGAAAUAUUAUCAGAAAAGGACAUAGAAUGAAACGUUUUAUAAAGAUUUAUUUUAAGGAAAGCAGAGCUGUCACUCAUAAGCUAAUACAUAAGCUUUUUAUUCAAAACCGAGUGUUGAUUAAUACUGCAAAAAGAAAAAAACAACAACAGUUGAGCAAGAUGGAUCCUAAUACUUUAAAGUGGAUUAUUCCUUAUUUCAGCUGAUCAGUGAUGAUUAUGUUUGCCCUUCAAAGAAGGCAGGGUGUUGAGUUUAAAUACACAACAUCUCAAAGAGCAGUACAUUCUGUCUUCAACAUGUAUCAUGUGAUUUUCCUGGAAUAUAUUUCCCAGGGGUUAUUACCAUGUAAUGCUGUUUAGUUUGACCUUUUCUUGUGUGCAGUGCAUCAUGUAUUGUCAUGUAGACAUACCAGUGUUAUCAGCAUCCAGUGUAAAUCAUGUAUCAUCCCAAUAGCCUGUUACCUUUUGUUUCCAUGACGAUAAAUGUAAUAUAAAGAUUCCACAAAGCCAUUUCUGAAUUAAGUCAAAACUGGAAAUAUGAUCCUAAAGCUUAUUUUUCAGCUUUAGAAGAUCAGUGAAAAAACCUCUAAAAACCGAAGUAGGUAUCACUAAAUAGACCAUUUAAAACUAUGUAUAAGUAUACUUUCUCAUAUUUUCGUAGAUUUUUGAGAGGAGUGUUAAAGGCGUUCAAACAGUCGUUGAAUUCUAAGGUGGAUUUUAUGGACCAUACUAUCAGAUUUUAAGAACUCUGACAUCACAGGAAGUUUUUUCAACUCUUAUCAUGACACUGAAUGUUGGAAUAACCCUUUUUACCCAUGAGUAAAAGAUUACUCAUAAAAGAUUCCCAGAAAUUCCUUUCUUCUGGUGAACAUCAGGAACAAAAGGUGAUUUGAUGUCAGAGUUCUUGGAUACCGUCAGUAUGGCUCAUAAAGCCCACCAUAGUAUUCAAAUAUUUGAAUUCCUUUCAACACUCUUUAAAAAAUCUGAAGAAAAAAAUUAAAACGUAAUUUAACGCAGUUUUCAGUUUGUAUGAUGAACUUUACUCCACAUUUUAGCUUUCUCAAAUUUUCACCACAUCAAUAUUAUGUUAAGACAAAUGUGUCUAAAUGUGUGCUCUUUGGACACUCUCUGUUACAUCUGUGGCUAACCCCUUACUUGUUCCAUGGUUUAUGCUUUUGGAUAGAGGUUAUCAUGUGUGUAUCUGUUCCUGCUUGUAUAACUGAUGUUAUUGUACAUAAUUGUGCAUUAUGCUUAUGUAUAUGCUUAUGGUUGACCAAUAAAUCAUCACAA